CCGCCCAGCGCGGGCGGGCCCGCGGAGCGGUUCCGGGGCACGCGGCGCCGGCCCGGGAUGAGCUCGGAGCGGGGGAACGUGUCGCGCACGCGGCCCCAGCGCCACCAGAACGCGCGCGCCUUCGAGAACGACAAGUACGACACCAGCGCCCGGCGCAAGAAAAUAAAUGCUAAGCUUCAUGAUGGAGUGUGUCAGCAUUGCAAAGGUAUCUUGGAGUGGCGAGUAAAAUUCAGAAAAUACAAGCUACUGACAAAACCUAAAAAAUGUGUGAAAUGCCUCCAGAAGACUGUAAAAGAUCCUUAUCAUAUUAUUUGUCGACCAUGUGCUAGUAAACUAGAAAUUUGUGCUAAGUGUGGGAAACAAGAAGAAAUAAUGAUUCCGAUUGAUAAAGGACAAGACAGAACUGACAGUGAGACUUCUAAAACUGGUCAAGAGAGCAGUAAAUUGAAGGAUGAGCUGGAUUUUGAUACAAAUUUCAGUGGUGCAGACAGUGAUGAAGAUUCUGAUGUGCUUGAAGAACAAUUCAAAAGUAUGAAUUUUGAAAAAACAGAGAUCUAAAAGGUUGUGUUUAUGCAAGAGAUUAUAUGCAAUCAAAUAUGAUAAACCAGUGCUUGCCCUUAAACUGCUCCAAACCCUGAUUAUACAUCUAAAGUCCUUGUAUGUUAAUUUUGGCAUUGUGUAUGAUGAUGCAUGUGGGCAUUUGUAUUAAUACACAGUUUUGUGUAUUAGGAACAGAAAUUCUUUGAAAAUAAUCAGAAAUUCUAUCUGUAAGCAUAGUUAUUUAUUUCAUACAUAUAACAACUUCCUGUUUUUAUGGAAUAAAACCUUUUGUGUAAUUGUUCGAAAUUCAGUAUUAUGUGACUGUCGGAAGUAUUAUUGCUACCUGGAAAUCUACCUGAAAGUCUAGAAUAAACACAGAUAGGGAGAGCUAAA
Molecule: messenger RNA, 933 nt
Organism: Onychostruthus taczanowskii (white-rumped snowfinch)
Lineage: Eukaryota; Metazoa; Chordata; Aves; Passeriformes; Passeridae
Gene: CUNH9orf85
Product: chromosome unknown C9orf85 homolog
Exons: 4
Coding region: 58-558 (166 amino acids)
Source: RefSeq, a predicted model, not a curated record